AUGUCGUCCAUCACUACCGCGGGAGAGGCAGUCGCCCGUGUUGCCUACCUCUCGUCCGACGCAAUCGUUUCGGUGGUGCCAUCCCUGGCCUCCGAGUCCGAGUUCAGCCACUUCCUAAAGCAAUAUGCUGCCAACAAGGCAUCUUCAGUGGUUUGCCGCGAUGUACCUGAGGUGCUCUCAGUACGCGCCAAUGCCGAUCCUUUGCUAGAUGUAUACCACAGAGUGCGCAGUGGAAAGAUCACCACGGUCACCACUGCGAGUAGUGUGCUCGUCAAGAGCAUCCCUCACCUCUACCGCCUGGCACAGCAUCCUGUGGUCAUCCACGUUGCAUUACACCCUACUGGAUUCCCCGACUACGGCGACAUUACGAGCAUCCGCAAUACAGGCUUCACCUUCCUGCAGAGCUCUUCUCUCCAGGAGGCACAGGAUUUGGCCUUGACUGCACACGCAUUGGCCAUCCGUAGCGGGCGUGGUGUUAUUCACUUCUUCGACGCCGCCAACAGCCAGCAUGAUCAGCCCAUUGYACACGAGAGCAGGGAUGUGGUGGCGAGCACGCUGAGCGUCGAAGGUGCGAGGCAGUACCAGACAAGUACCAGCGAAGAGUCGAGCAUAUACGUCAGCGAGGGCCUCCCUUCAAGACAGUCGGGAGUGGCGUUGAACAGCGGCAAUGCAGUCAACACAGCGCUUCAGUCCACAGCAGUUUCUGCGGCUGCGACUCGUGAGCCAUCUACUGCAUCUGAGGCAUCAUCGGAUCGUAAAAACAGCAGCUCAGGUGCCUCCGAGGCCGAGUYCGCGACCACUGUCGACUCUCAGUCUUCAGCUAGGCCUAUCAGCUCGGCAGACAUCGACGACUUCUGUACCAGUAUCUGGGCGCAGAUACAAUCCCAGACCGGGAGACAAUAUUCCGCAUUCAACUACACUGGCAAGCCAGAUGCAGAGAAUGCACUCUUCCUGUUUGGUAGCGACCCCGGCCUCUUCAGCGCGGAGCUCRACUCUGCAACUCCUUCAGACUUUUUUUCCCGUGUUGGACUGAUAACACCCGUUCUCUACCGACCUUGGCUCACCGAACGCCUCGUCGCAGACCUGCCCAAAAGCAUCAAGCGAAUCGCGGUCCUUGAGCAGAUCAAGCGCAAGACGACCAAAUGGGGGCCCAUCCUUCUCGAUCUGCUGAUGUCUUUGAAGUCUGCAGAUGGAAGUGCGGCUCCGCAGAUCGUUGGCUACCAGCUUGGACACCUCGAGCAUUCCACCAUCACUCAAGCCUUGAGCGGUAUCUYCCAGAACUUGACCUCCGAGUCACCGAUCCAGAAUCUCGAAAUCGGCGCACACGACGGCCCGAGUGCAUCGCCUGGGAAAGAGCAUGCGCUUUCGCAACCUGCAUUGGAAAAUGCAUACAUGAAGAUUUUGGAUCAGUUAUUCGGGGAGAAGUUGUAUGUUGCAAAUGCACUCAAGGCCAACAAUGCUGGGAUCAGCGACAGUAUCAAAGCAAGUCCCGAGUUCGGAUUUGGCUCGCUGCUGGCUAGGAAAGAGCACCGCAAGCGCUUCAUCUCCGAAGUCGAGGCCGCAGCCAAGACAAAGGACUUCACAACGGACGCUCCUCAGAAGUGGCUUUCACAGUGGGCACUUGUUGCGGAGGAGGCCGAGAAGGUCAACAAGAUUGCACCUGAUGUCGUCUCGCGACUUGCCACUGAUGGCUCCUCUGCAGCAUCCAAGCUGCUCAGCUCCAAGGGAUUGUUCUACAAGGAGUCACAGUGGUUGGUCGGAAGUGAUGCAUGGAGCUACGAUCUGGGAAACAGCGGUGUUCACCACGUUCUUGCCAGUGGCGAGAAUGUCAACCUCCUCAUUAUUGAUUCCACCCCGUACAGCGAGCGCAUGGCGGCCGACGCUGCGCGAAGGAAGAAGGAUAUUGGUCUGUACGCCAUGAAUUUCGGCAACGCAUACGUUGCCAGCACUGCCGUCUACAGCAGUUACACCCAAGUUUUGCAGGCAAUGCUAGAGGCUGAGCAGUUCAAUGGUCCGUCUGUUGUUCUUGCGUACCUGCCUUAUCAGCAGGAGAAUGACAACCCAAUCAAGGUUCUGCAGGAAACCAAGAAGGCCGUCGAUCUUGGAUAUUGGCCACUAUAUCGCUGGGACCCCAGGGCUGAGGAGAAGAACGAGGAAUGCUUCAAGCUUGACUCGGAGCGCAUCAAGGAAGAGCUGAAGGAGUUCCUCAAGAGAGACAACCAUCUAACUCAGCUCAUGAGGCGGCAUCCUCAGUUCCACGCCAACCUGUCAGAAUCGUAUGGUUCGGAGGUGCGGAAGAUCCAAAAGAGGAAGGCCAAGGAUGCAUACGAAGUUCUUCUUGAGGGACUUCAGGGUGCACCCUUGACUGUGCUCUUCGCAUCGGACGGCGGCAAUGCAGAAAAUCUGUCAAAGAGACUAGCAAAGCGUGGUAAAGCUCGUGGUCUCAAGACAAUUGCAAUGGCAAUGGACGACUAUCCUCUGGAAGACCUAUCCACCGAGGAAAAUGUCGUUCUCGUCACUGCCACAGCUGGUCAGGGAGAGUUUCCUCAGAACGGUCGUAACUUCUGGGAAGGCCUCAAGAACUCCGUGGAUAUUGACCUCGCAGGUGUGAACUUCUCGGUCUUUGCACUUGGUGAUUCCCACUACUGGCCACGAAAGGCCGACAAGCACUACUACAACAAGCCUGGUAAAGACCUCUUCGCGCGAUUGGAAACCCUAGGUGGCAAGGCCCUUGUAGCGUGCGGCAUGGGUGACGACCAGGAUCCAGAUGGGUAUCAGACUGGCUAUGCCGAGUGGGAGCCGAAGCUGUGGGAGGUUCUUGGCGUCGACAAUGUCAGCGGCCUUCCAGAUGAGCCGCCACCAAUGACCAACGAAGAUAUCAAGAUUCAGUCCAACUUCCUCCGUGGCACUAUCGCCGAGGGCCUCCUGGAUGAAUCCACUGGAGCUAUCAGCGCGGCCGAUCAGCAGCUCACCAAGUUCCACGGUACAUACAUGCAGGACGACCGUGAUCUACGAGACGAGCGCAAGGCCCAGGGUCUGGAGCCAGCAUACAGCUUCAUGAUUCGAUGCCGACUGCCCGGUGGUGUGUCCACUGCGAAGCAGUGGGUGCAAAUGGACGACAUCUCCAACGAGCUUGGCAAUGAGACCAUGAAGCUCACUACCCGUCAGACCUUCCAGUUCCAUGGUGUUGUGAAGGGUAAGCUGAAGCCGGCUAUGCAAGCCAUCAACCGCUCGUUGAUGACUACCAUUGCCGCUUGUGGUGAUGUCAACCGAAACGUCAUGUGCAGCUCUCUCCCGGAGAUGAGCGCUCUACAUGCUCAGGCUCAGGAAGCUGCACAGCGUAUUUCCGACCACCUUCUCCCCAGCACAAACGCAUAUCAUGAGAUUUGGCUCAAGGAGGACGGCGAGAAGGACGUCAAGAUCGCUGGAGAUGCCGUUCAGGACUUGGAGCCCUUGUACGGCCCAACCUACCUUCCUCGUAAAUUCAAGAUCACGAUCGCUGUACCACCGCACAACGACACCGACGUGUACGCACAUGACAUUGGUCUCAUCGCCAUUCGCGACGACAAGGGCGAGCUCGCCGGUUUCAACGUGCUAGCAGGAGGUGGCAUGGGUGCCACUCACAACAUGAAGAAGACCUACCCCCAGAUUGGUCGCAUGUUCGGAUACUGCGACAAGAAGGAUGUGCACAUUGCGUGUGAGAAGAUCAUGCUUGUCCAGCGCGACAACGGUGAUCGCAAGAACCGCAAGCAUGCCCGUCUGAAGUACACCAUCGACGACAUGGGUGUCGAUGUCUUCAGAUCAGCUGUGGAGGAACUAUGGGGGAAGAAAUUCGAGCCCGAGCGUCCAUUUGAGUUCAAGUCCAACGUCGACACUUUUGGCUGGUUGAAGGAUGAGAAGGGCAUGAAUCACUUUACCCUGUUCAUUGAGAACGGUCGCAUCGAAGACACGGCAGAAUUCCCCAUGAAGACUGGUCUUCGAGAGAUUGCCAAGGUGCACAAGGGUGAGUUCCGACUCACAGGUAACCAGCAUCUCAUCCUCUCCAACGUCGCCGAUGAAGACCUCGACACCAUGAAGCAGAUGAUGAAGAAGUACAAGCUCGACAACGUCAACUUCUCUGGUCUCCGCUUGAGUUCCAGCGCCUGUGUGGCGUUCCCAACCUGUGGUCUCGCAAUGGCUGAAUCCGAGCGAUACCUUCCAGUGCUUGUCAGUAAGCUCGAGGGCGUGCUUGAGGAGAACGGACUUGGCAAGGAGUCCAUUGUGAUGCGUAUGACUGGAUGUCCCAACGGAUGUGCACGACCUUGGUUGGCCGAGGUUGCAUUCGUUGGCAAGGCUUUUGGAGCUUACAACAUGUACCUUGGAGGAGGAUAUCACGGCAACAGACUGAACAAGCUCUACAGAAGCUCGAUCAAAGAAGAAGAGAUUCUGGAGAUCAUGAAGCCUCUGUUCAAGAGAUAUGCGCUUGAGAGGAACGAGGGAGAGAGGUUCGGYGACUUUGUGAUUCGUAAGGAGAUCAUUGUCAAGACUACUGAGGGACGCGACUUCCACGAUAACACCGCGGAGGUUGAGGAGGAUGAUGAGUAA
Molecule: messenger RNA, 4584 nt
Organism: Ramularia collo-cygni
Lineage: Eukaryota; Fungi; Ascomycota; Dothideomycetes; Mycosphaerellales; Mycosphaerellaceae
Product: probable sulfite reductase (NADPH)
Exons: 2
Coding region: 1-4584 (1527 amino acids)
Biological process (GO): amino acid biosynthetic process; sulfate assimilation
Cellular component (GO): sulfite reductase complex (NADPH)
Molecular function (GO): FMN binding; heme binding; sulfite reductase (NADPH) activity
Source: RefSeq, a predicted model, not a curated record